AAUGGCGCCGGUGUUACACAACGGGCAGGACGUCUGAUCUGAGCCGCGCCAUGACGAUGACGGCACCUGACAGGUGUGUCGCGCAGCAGCACUUCCGGUUGGAACUUCGCUCAGCAGAUUUGUCUUUUUUUCACGCCAUGGCUGCAGAGGAGUUGGCUAAAAUCGACAUCAUCAGGGACCUGUCCGACCAAGAUGGCUCACUGGCAUCCUUUGCUCCCCGUAGCCCUACAGGAGUAUGAAAGCCUGCAGAGGAAGCACGAGACGGCAGCCAUGGAGUGCAAGAGGCUGGAGGAGGAGAGAAACAAGGCGGUCAAGGAGCUCAACGAGAUCCAGCAAGUGUCUCAGUUGGUCAUCGAAGAGGUCAGCGUCAUCCAGGAGAACCUGGAGAUCGAGAGGACGUGUAGAGAAAGUGCUGAAGCCCUAGCCUCCAAGCUGAACCGUCAGAACCGCUCUCUGAAGAGGAAGAGCAUGAUGUUGCUGUCCCACCUCAGCCCGAACGCCAUCGCUGAGAUCAACCUUGAGGAUGAUGAAGAGGAGGAGGAGGAGGAGGAUGGCAAAGACCUAAAUGUGGCCAGCAAGGUCUGCCUCUCCCCGCAGUGCCACACCACCAUCUCAGAGCUACAGAGUAAGUUGGAGUUGACGCUAAAGGAGAAACGUCAAGCAGAAACUGAUCUCGAGGCAAUAAGAGACCAACUGAGGGAAACCAGGGAAGAACUGCUGAAGGAGAAAAACGACAACACCGUUUUAAUUGCUGAGACGUUGAAGCAGAAGAAGCUGCUGGGGAAAUACAACAGAGUGUCUCAGUUUGCUGUGGAGGAAUACAAGGCUUUACAGGACACCUUGAGCCUGGAGCAGAAUCUGAGGACAGAGGCAGAGAACUUUGGCCGAGCGAUGAUGAUCGAGAAAAAGAAGCUGCAGAGACAGAGUCAGAUCCUGAUGCAGAGCUCCUCGCCCAGCCACGCGCUACAGGAAGCUCUGACCCAGGUCACCAGUCUGACCCGGGACCUAGAGACGCAGAGGCUGGGCCACCAGAACCAGAUAAAGCAGCUGGAGGACAGGCUGAGUAGCUGUGAGGCUCAGAGGGAGCUGACGGCAUUGAGGCGCAAACUGGACCUUGUGGAGGAGGAGAAGAGGGAAUACAGUGACAAAUGCUCCAAAACUGAAGUGGAGGUCAAGGAUCUGCGGUUUACAGUUGAGGAGCUCCAGAAGAAGCUGCAGGCAGUUACCAACCCGCCCCCAGCCCCAGCACCUCCGCCCCCACCACCACCUCCACCUCCUCCGGCCCCGGCUCCGUCCUCCAACCCGCUCAGCUCGCUGUUGUCGUUGAUCCGAAAGAGAAGGGACAUCUGUACUGACAUCCCACUAGAGGUCCAGGACUCACCAGAUGCGGACGUCCGGCAGCAGGCGGUGGAUGAAAUGAUGCAGAGGAUCAAGAGAGGCGUUCAGCUUCGACCAGUCAGCCAGGCCACUAACAGAACCAGGAGACAGAUGCAGAGGCUGCCCUCUAAUACCGCCAUUCAGGAACUUAAAGGAAUCAUGGAGAAUUUCAAUAGAUCCUCCCCUCGACCUAAGGCAGCACCUCCGCCGACAAGCCGCGACGAGGAGCUGCAGAGGAUCCUGCUGCGGCGGCGGGACGCGGUGGACAGCCAACACGACGCCAGUCUCCAGUCCAUCCUCUCCCCGGCAGUGUGAAGGCUGCAGCCAGGCCCCGAAAUACAGACGUACAGGAAGUGGAGUGAUGGAAGAUCCCAUCAUGCGGAAUCGAUGCCUUGCUUUUUAUUUUACUGUCUGUUUGGGCCGUGCGAUGUACUUUGCGUUCUUCAAACACAACACGGAUGAAGGUAGGAAAUCUGCAUGAAGGCAACACGAACAAACACGGGUGUGAGUGAACGUGACACAACAGAAGAAGAGAGUUUGACCAGCCGAGACGAAACAAGGAGCUCGUACCUAACACAGGAACUGCUUCUGACACGUGGAAGUGCACUAACAUAUUUUAUGACCUACAUAAGAAUCCUGUCCAGCAGUACGGAGAGAGUCCACGGAUCAGAGCCUCAACAGUACCGUUGAGAUCUCAAAACAAUCCCCAGACUCUGGCUGCAUCCACAUUACUAUGUUUUAGUUUUUAAAAUCAGUACAUGUUGCUGCGUUCACGCCUAUCGUCCACGCUGCCUCGGAGUUUUCAAGCGUCUAAAAUGGAGAAGUUUACUAAUUUUCAACAUUUUUGUUUAAUCGUUGGUAGUAUUUUCUGUCACUAAGCAACCAACUGCAGAGUAGAUGAUGUACUUCCUGUUUACAACGCUCAUAGAGACAGAGACCGAUUUUGUUUUAUAACACUGAUUUAAAAUGGAAACGCAGUCGUAUGGAUGUAACCUCAGAGACAACAGCUGCUGGUGCAACUUCACAUCUGUGAAAAAACGUUAAGUGAAAGAUUUUUCACUUUGUCAUCUGUGAAGACGUUACUCACACAGUCAAGAGAACGUCUGAGUAACAACAUGGAUAUGACACGACAUCUGUCAAAGGAUUGUGGUCAUAUCGCAUGACCUAAACCAUUCGUUUACAUUUAAAACCGUUGGACUAACAGGGAAGUUGGUGAAACAGUCAAGACUGGUCCUACGUGAAGUUCCACCUCAGGCGAAGACCAAUCGGAGCAGACGUGCAGGUUGAGAUCGGAGCCGGAGGUUGAGUAGCGCGUGGGUUGCGAGCACAAACGUUUCAUUGAUUUACACUAAGGUCGUUCGAUUUCAUUGACUUGAAUGGCGCGUGUGACAAAGCCACCUUUUCUGGGUUCACUCAGCUCCUUUUUCUCGUGCUGAAGGGAAAAGCCCAGUUCAUUGUUUGGCGGUGCGAGGAACAGCGGAGCAGGUUUUGCAGCCUUGAGCUUUUGCCAAAGCCGCGUACGUCUCUGGAUGGUUCUGUCUAGACAAGUGUUAACCUUGUAGCCACCCAGUGAGCAAUUACAGGCCACUGGGGCAGAUUUGGUUUCCACUUCUCCCCUCACUCACUCACACUUAGACCCCGCAGCCAUCUUAGGCCACCAUUUUAUGUAGGGCCCUGCCUCCUCCCUGCAGCGUACCACCUGUUCUACCUUCAGCCUUCGGACAUGUCACUUCGAGGAUACUCAGAUUUUUAUUGUAUUUUUUUAAAAAUAAUCUUUUCACUGUUGAUCUUAAACAGACACGCUUUAAACAUUGGUACAGGUACCAGUGAUUCGGGAGGACACUUUGAAUAGAGGUUUAGUCCCAUUAGGGAUGUUCAGAUUCCAAUAAAGUUCCUGGAAAGUUGUCACAAGUGCUCAUUCAUGAGGAAUACAUAUUUCGAUUAAUUUGAUUCAGCAGAACGGCACGGUGGCCCUGAAGUACAAAUGUCACAAUGAAAAAUGGGGGGAAAUGACAGCACAUUGUUUGUAAUUUGCUGCUGAUUUUUUCUUUAUUUGUCAUUUUGUUUUGUUAGUCUCUGUUGUGUUUUCUUAUUUUGGAUUUGCACUUCAGGGCGACCGUAGAACAGAUUUCUGGCACAUCCACUACGUUCAAGUUCCUCGAAGACGUUUUCACAAUGAAGUUCUUCUUCAAUAUUGUCAAAAAUUUUGCCAACUUUAUUGGCAGAUCUUUCUUUUUUUUUGUUCUCAUUCUCAAACUUCCUGUAAAAUCAAGUGACAAAAAGAGAAAUGUGUUGUUUUGCAGUUUAAGUUUCGUCUCUGUCGGCUCUCCUCCGUCUUUGUGCGACUCAUAAAUCAGCCACUCUGUCUCCUGUGAUUUCUAAAGUCCAAACCUGAUCCAGAUCAGAACCAAAGUCUGGUUGUAACUUUCUCCAUUUUCACUUCACUAUGGUUUACAGACACGUCUGAUGUGCUUAAGCCCGUUUUACUAUGUUUGAAUUUUGUUAGAAUGAUUUCUGCAGCACUGCGUUCUGGUGUACUGAGAAACUUCUGUGUUUGUGUUUGAAUCCGAGUAAAUAAAACCAACCUUGAUGUUUACACAGUCAA
This is a messenger RNA of Scophthalmus maximus (turbot), 3982 nucleotides long. It is a transcript of the gene shtn1, whose product is annotated as shootin 1. The transcript is spliced from 16 exons. The record is from RefSeq and is a predicted model, not a curated record. NCBI's taxonomy places the organism in Eukaryota, Metazoa, Chordata, Actinopteri, Pleuronectiformes, Scophthalmidae. The coding region runs from base 193 to 1692 and encodes 499 amino acids. Gene Ontology annotation, molecular function: actin binding.